This is a messenger RNA of Williopsis jadinii, 1340 nucleotides long. It is a transcript of the gene PFK27, whose product is annotated as 6-phosphofructo-2-kinase. Gene Ontology annotation, molecular function: ATP binding; 6-phosphofructo-2-kinase activity. The transcript has a single exon. Lineage: Eukaryota; Fungi; Ascomycota; Saccharomycetes; Phaffomycetales; Wickerhamomycetaceae. Gene Ontology annotation, cellular component: cytosol. The record is from RefSeq and is a predicted model, not a curated record. Gene Ontology annotation, biological process: fructose 2,6-bisphosphate metabolic process; fructose metabolic process. Bases 80 to 1192 code for a protein of 370 amino acids.
CUUGGCUAUAAAUAUCUAGUUGUACCCACGUUUUCCUUCACCAGACGCUGGAUCCCUUGUCCCUGUCACGCACACAACCAUGGAUCCACUUAUGAACAAACUCCAGAGAAAGCUGACGAACGAUUCCACCCUCAGCAUGGGCACAGAGCCGUUGUUCUCAAGACAGGGCUCUUCCACCUCGGUAUCUACCAACACAACGAUGCCUUCGCCCCGUGUACUGCCACAGUCGCUGUCAUUCACAAAGAUCAACGACUCGUCGCCAGUUCCACCGUUGCAGAGCAACGGAUCCACGCUAAGUUUGGAUUCUCUGCAUCUGGCACUUUCAGGCAUCAAGGGGGCAAACUCGCCUAAGGUUCUCUUGAACCAGCCAAAAUCUACAAACAGACUAACAACUACACCAACGAAUGAGCCAUCGCUGGACUCGAAAUGGUGCAUUGUUCUCGUUGGACUGCCUGCAACUGGUAAAUCGUCCAUUUGUAAGAACUUGAUCAAGUUCUCAACAAGACGGUUCCAUGAGGACUAUCACAUCCAAAACUUCAAGAUUGAUUCCUUCAACGCUGGCCACUUCCGUCGUAAACUCUCAAACUUCAAAGACCAGACUUCGGACUAUUUCAGCGUCAAUAACAGCGAAGCCAAGUUACAACGUGAAAGAUUUGCGCAAAUUGCCCUGGACCAUCUGCUGAACUCGUUACUGGGUGAACAGAUCAACGUUGGUAUAUUUGAUGCUACCAACUCAACAAGGGCUCGUCGUAACUACAUCUUCAACGCAAUUGCCGAGAAGGAGGCCAAGACUGGCAUCAAGAUCAACACUGUGAUACUACACGUGAAAUGCACAGAUGACAAGUUGUGGAGAUAUAACGUGGAAGGGAAGACAGUUGGUCCAGAUUACACUCAAAUGGCUCAUGACGAUGCCAUUAACGAUUUUAUACACAGAGCUGAAUGCUACAAACAGGCAUUUGAGGAUAUUACACAGGAGGAGCUACAAUCUCAUGAAGGUUGUAUCUACGUUGAAGUUGACAAUGCCGGCAAGCAGUGCAACGUUAUCAACACUGGAUUAAAAGAUGUGGAGCACGAUUUGAUCUUCGCAGAGAUGGAGUCGUUCUUCACUUCAUACUAUAAUGAUUAUGGAAGGGAAUAUGAAACAAAUGCUAGAGAGUUUUGGUGCCAUCCACACCCUGAAACAGUGAAAUAACUCACCAAUAUUGAGGGUUUCUUUUCAACAGUUAUAUUAUACGCUUUUAUACAUACAAACAAGCAGGGGGAUGUUAUCGAGGCUAACGUUAACAGGGUUCUUAUUCUAUUCUUUUUGGGCAGGUUUUUUCUUUACAUUUGGUUUCUUU